This is a messenger RNA of Tuber aestivum (summer truffle), 4773 nucleotides long. The record is from the annotation of a GenBank genome assembly. Lineage: Eukaryota; Fungi; Ascomycota; Pezizomycetes; Pezizales; Tuberaceae.
GCCCUAAACCUCUUUCCCUCUUCCCUCUUCCACGCCCCCCCCCCCCACCGCACUCGAUCCGGAAAAGAUUCACCCUUUCGCAACCUACCACCUCGGAGGCAGCAGCAGAUGACCACAUCUUGUUAGCUCAAGAACUGUCACUCCGGAGGCCCACGGUUAGGCUCUCGCUAUCUUUCACCUCCAUCUCAAAACAUCCCACAGCUCGUCCAUGAAGGUACGUGUGUGUCCAAGAUCCCUUUGUCCUUCGCUCCCCCAUGCCGCUUUUUGUGUCCCCCCGCUGGGGGAAAAAUUUAAAAGGGAAAUCUUGCUCCAUCUUGCUUCCGCUGUCGUGAUUGGUUUAUGGGACGUGAUGAGAAGCUUACUCGUCCCGCAAUUUAUAGGCUACAUCACGGGCACGCGAUUCCAGAGGCGUCCCCUCUAGCCAUGAAACCCGGUUAUCCAUUGACCCUGAUCAUCAUGUUACGGAAGCUAUAGGUGAUAUGUACGGCGAGUACAUAGACGAGGAUGGCCGACGGCAAAGUUUUGUUCUCCCACCCGACUCCUACUCCAACACCGGAGCCUCACGAAACAGACAUAGUUCCAUGAUUUCGUCAUCGACCGCCGCCGCUUCCCCCGCCCUAUCGUCUAAAGACUGGGGCAAUGGUAAACCCAGAAGCAAUGAACGUGCUCCCCCCAGCUCGCCAACCCUAUCCAUCCGAUCACCGUCAUCCUCCAUCGGUGACACCGCUAACAAACCCUUUCCACUGAACGACAUUGACUACGAAUCUGAUCCUGUUGCCGUGGCUCAGGAGAUAAGUAACCUGCAGGCUCUCCGACGGAUGUCUAUGGAUGUUACUUCGUCGGCGGAUCCCGAUUUGCCGUCUUUUAACACCUUUGUUCCCUCGACGCCCCCUGAAGACGGUGGUGAUCCCGGGAGUGUGUUCUGGGUACCGGCGAGCUUGCACCCGGAGUUGGCUCCUAAGGAGUUUAGUGCCUACCUAGAGGCUAAGAAGAAUGAGAUCCGGAGGCCGCAACGGGAUGGGUCUUUAUCGCCGGAUGGACCCGGUUUUGGUAGCCCCUCGCUGCGGAGGAAGAAGUCCAUGUUAUCGAGGCAGAUUGAUCGCUCGGAGGGUGUUAGGGGAUACCGGGAUGGUGCUGAGAGGCUGGGGAGACGGGAGUCGGACAGGGAAGGGCCGAGUGUGCAACUGGAGGACUUGAUGAGUGAUCCCAGUAGCCUUAUGCGAAAGCUCAGCGUAGAAAGGAGGAAUGAAGAAGGUAAGGAAACCGGGGGAGCGAACGAGUUCUCUUUGUAUUGAAUGCUUGCAGUGGAGGUGGAGCGGUUUCUAAUCACAUUGAUUGUAGGGGGGGACAUGCCAAUUCUGAAUGCUGCACCUGGGGGGGCGGCUCUUAGGAGAUCGACUAGGACGACUUACAGGAGGGCAAGUUUGCGGAAGGGGGAAAGAGUUCCUUAUUCUAAGAGGGCUGCUAGAUCGUCGGAGACGGAUGCGGAGGAUAGCUCUCCGGCAUCUUCGCCAAUAGUUCCCAGGGGUGGAUUCCGGCUGGAGCGGGUAUCAACUGAGCCGAUACCCUUGCCGGCUGCCCAUAAGGAUGAACCAGGUGAUUACUCAAGACGUCCUUCUCAGAGGGGAUCUGCUGCGAAGGCUGGUGGUUUGUCUGUUUCUGUUGGUGACCUUGUCAAAUCGUCGGAAAAACGUAAAUCUGUGCCUGCUAAGCAGAGGAGGGCAUCAUCUCCUAAGGGUUCAUCAAGGUCUCGGCAGAGUGAGCCUAUACCCCCGGUUCCCGUAAUCGUUGAAACCCCGCCACCAGAGCAACCUCAGAAAUUGAUUAUUCCUGAACGGCAUUCAUCAUUUGAUCCUCCACCCCAACUGGCCUCCCAGCAAGUGCCGCAGGCACUCAAGCAGGCGAAACCCCAACGACCUGCGUUACAGAGGACUCAAGCCUCGGAAGUUGUCACUGAGGUGGUGUCGUCACCUACUGCACCACCUAACAGAGGCCCUGAACAACCAACACCGCUCUUAGACCCCGGGAAGGCUGAUGGGAAGGAGAGAAAGAGACCUGAUUCAGCGGGUAGUAAUGAUGGGAGCACAGGGCGCAAGUCAAGCUGGGGAUGGUUGCUUGGGGAUUCAGCAGACAGAACAAAAGAGAAGGAGAAGGACCACCACCACCACCACCACCACCACCACCACCAUGAAAAGAAGGAUAAGGAAGAGAAGACCAAAGUGAAGAAGGAGAAGCGCCCGAAAUCAGCUGAUAAGCAUGAUAACACUCGAUUGGAUCUGCUGCAGAAGUCUAUCGAUUUGGGUAAUACAGGGAAAGUCAUUACCAGUGAUACCAAUGGGGCCAAGACGGAUGAGAAGGAAGCUAGGAAAUCCCGGAGUGAGGAUAAGAAAGAGAAGGAGGGAUUGUUCUCCUUCUUUGGGGGCUCAAGGAAGAAGUCUGGUAGUGAUGGUGCUCAGAAGGCCAAGGGUAGUAGCUCUAGGGGGGUCUCCCCGGAUCCGGCGCAGCACCAACCACAACAGACAUAUUACUAUACUCGUUUCCCGAUCCAUAUUGAGCGCGCCAUCUAUCGUCUCUCGCAUUUAAAACUCGCCAACCCAAGGAGGCCUCUACAACAACAGGUGCUACUCAGCAACUUUAUGUAUUCCUACCUCGCAAAGGUGCAGCAAACACAACCGCAUCUGGUCCAGCAGGCAACCAUUAGCCAGCCGUCAAGGGAACAGCUAAAGCAACAGCAGCAACAGUCAGAGCAACAGGGUGGCCAGUAUUACCAAUAUGAUAAUGUACGUUCUGGACAGUAGAAAAAGGGCCUAGUAUGGAAACAUGUGACUGACAUUCUUUGCUUUUGUGAUUUUUUUUCUUUAUUUUUUUUUUAGGGCUCUAACGAAUCUGACUACGUCGAUGAUUCCCAAAUGUACGAUGACGAGGCCGGCGACACGGACAGACCGCAAUCCCGCGCAGCGCAAUACACAUCCAAACAUCCACCGGAGGAUGGAAACGGCUACUACGACCAGCAGCCAGAACCCCGACGCGAGUGGGAGCGUGAUAGAGACAGGGACGGGAGCAAGUCAUCAAAAUCACGAAGCGCGAAGCCAGCAUCACACGAACCGAGGCCUACGAGCGACGACAUGUGGUAAUGACCUUGUCUUUUGUGAUUUUCUCUACUUCUUAGUGUUUCUUUACAUUCUUCAUGUGCAAAUAACCGGUCAAUCGCAUUGUUGGGGAAAUCUGGACUUUUCUUUUUCUUUUCUUUUCUUUUCUUCAUUUUACAUCUCAAUUACCUGUCGUUUGCUGUAGUCUCUUUUCUUGCGGUGUCCUUGAAUAUGUUCUGGCGAGUGAUAAUUGGUGUAUCGAGAUGGUGAUUCAUGGGAACUGAUGAUACGGACUGGUCGGUUGGUGGGGUGGGAGGCUGGGUAUCGGGCUAUAUGGCGGUGUGGUCUGGCUUAGCUGAAUAUAUUAAUUCGAUCCGUGAAAUGGCUUUUUAUUUUAUUUCAUUUGGGCGGUUUUUCUUCUGUUCUUUGCACAUUUGCUCUAUUUUUUUCCUUUUUUUAUGAAGGAGUUUGGCUUUCUCUAUAAUGCUCUGCUUUGUAGAUUCCCCAUAUGUGAUGCUGGAUUUUGUUUAUUGGUUUGAAGGAAAUGUGCUGGUGGAUAGGAAUUUCAUUUUGGAGCUUCCGCCAGCAUUAGAGGUGUGCUACUGCUACUAUUUUAUAUAAUAUCUCGUGCUGUAUCUCUCGGGUUGGAAAGAAAUAUGAUUUAAGGCCCUUGUUUAUAUUUGUGUGCUGUUGAUUGCCGAUGAUUGUGGGGGAGGUAUUUGAGGAAAUUUCAGAAACGUAGCUAUUGUAGCUAUGACGCACGGGCUCGUGUAUUGCCGAACGAAUGAAUGGAUGCGCUGGGUAUAUGAUAUGAUGUGAACACGUCUUGAUGGGAGUGUCUGGCAUCGUGGAAGUGAAGAGUGGUCUACAGUAAAUGAGGUAUCAUAAUUAUGUCAGUGUGCCUUUGUAUAUUGAGUUUCGGGGAGCCUAUUACUAUCAGAUUCAUAAUAUAAGGGUUCUAACAUACUGUAAGUAAGAAAAUAUUAAGCUAAAGUAGCUAGAAAUUCUGAUGGACCUGUUAAAUUUAUUUUAGAAUAAUUGCAAUCUUGAUAUAAAUUCUGUUCAAAUGUGUAUGGUACAGCACUAUCUUAAUAACUUUGUACAAAAAUACGACGUGGUAGAAAGAGUAUGCCAUGGGUACGUUAAGCGAGGAGGAGUUUGGUAUGAAGGUAGAUUGGUAGUACUUCUUGUCCUUAAUCUCUUUAAGUAAGAUGGAUGAUAACGCCUAUUUAUACAGGUGUGCAUCCUUCAAGUGACCAAGAGAAAAUAUAAGGGAAAACAUAAGUGUUGACAUGUUUGACUGUAACAUAAGUAGGAAAACAUAAGUGUGAACGUGUUUGACCCUGAGGAUCUGCCAAGGAAAUCCCAUAAAUCAUGCGUAUAACUAAAGUAGUAUGAGCGGAUAAACUGUAAGAAACAAACCUGAAUACUAGAUAAGAAAGCAUACAAUAAUCCCCUAAUCAUAUCAUGAAAUAUCAAAUGAAAUAUACGUAAUACAUACUCCAGUUGUAGUAAUGUUCAUAAUAUAGAAAUAAUACUAAGUAGAGAAAUAUACGAUAUUAUCAAGGAGAAUAUACAUAUGAAAUGAAUUAGGAAAUUCAACAAAUUCCUUUCUGAGAAAUAUGAUAGUAGGAGUAUUAAAAAUACUGCAAUUGCCUUUAACUUGUAAUAUUAACAGUGGUUU